AUGACACAAUACCGCCCAGCGAUCCUGUCCGCCUCUCUUGGCCGUGCCUGGCUGCACGACUUUGACGAAAAAGCCACGCAAGCCUCCAAAGCAGGCUUUGAGGGAAUCGAAAUCUUUUACGAAGAUAUCGACUACCUUGCUCGCAAAAAUAACAAUACCGAAUGCCCCGACGAUGGCCAGAUCCUUGCCGCGGCCCAGAGCAUGCGGGACCUCCUCGACCGACUGCAGCUCACUGUGCUCGGGCUCCAGCCAUUCUUGUUCUACGAGGGUCUCCGGGACCGCGACGAACACGCGCGCCUGAUUGAGAAAAUCAAACUCUGGUUCAAGAUUGCCAAGACCUUGCGGACCGACACGAUUCAGAUCCCCGCUAAUUUCUUGCCCGAGGAGAAGCUGACGGGCGACAUGGAUGUCAUCGUGGGGGAUCUGAGGCAGCUCGCUGAUCUGGGGUUAAAGGAAGACCCGCCGGUCAGAUUCGCGUACGAGGCGCUGUGCUGGAGCACACUCGUCAGCACGUGGGAAAAGUCCUAUGAAGUCGCCGUCAAGGUGGAUAGGCCCAACUUUGGGCUCUGCCUCGACACGUUUAACAUUGCCGGGCGCGUUUGGGCCGACCCCGCGUCCCCGACUGGCAAGACACCAAACGCAGACCAGGAUUUGAAAGAGUCUUUGGAGCGUUUGCUCGAGAUAGAUCUGAGCAAGGUCUUCUAUAUACAAGUUGUCGACGCAGAGAAGAUGGAGACGCCCCUUGUCAAGGGUCAUCCAUUCCACGUCGAUGGCAACCCUCCGAGGAUGAAUUGGUCGCGCAAUGCGAGGGCAUACAUGUACGAGACAGACAGGGGUGCAUAUCUUCCAGUUGAGGACGUCGCGCGAACUCUCAUCCACGGGCUAGGGACAAUGUCCGAGGAAGGUGAAAGGGUGCCCGAAGAGCAUGCGCAGAGAGGGAUCCGAGCAUGGACAAAGCUUUGUCAGAGGCUGGGGUUAAACAAGACUGAUGACGUAUAA
This is a messenger RNA of Parascedosporium putredinis, 999 nucleotides long. The record is from the annotation of a GenBank genome assembly. NCBI's taxonomy places the organism in Eukaryota, Fungi, Ascomycota, Sordariomycetes, Microascales, Microascaceae.